GCGCGCAGGCGAUGGCGGCGUCCACGGCGUCGCCGCGGGCGCGCUCGAUCCGGGAGACGGUGCUGGAGAGCGUGGCGGCGUACCACCACCAGCAGCGCAUGCGCCGCCGCUUCCGCAAGAGCCUCUCCUACGCCGGCGAGCUCUCCGCCGCCGGCCGCGCCGUCUUCCCCUCCGCCUCCGCCGCCUCCUUCGCCGCCGGCCCCGACGACGACGACGAACAGCCCUUCUGGGAGGAGGAGGAGGGCACCGUCGAGCUCGUGCAGCUCGGCGCCAACCGCGCCAAAAACGUCCUCAUCCUCAUGAGCGACACCGGCGGCGGACACCGCGCAUCCGCCGAGGCCAUCAAGGACGCCUUCCGAAUCGAGUUCGGCGACGACUACCGGGUCUUCGUCAAGGACCUCUGCAAGGACCACGCCGGCUGGCCGCUCAACAACAUGGAGAACUCGUACAAGUUCAUGGUGAAGCACGUGCAGCUAUGGAAGGUGGCCUUCCACGGCACAUCGCCCAGAUGGGUCCACAACUUCUACCUCGCCGCGCUCGCUUCGUUCUACGCCAAGAAGGUUGAGGCUGGAUUGAAGAAGUACAAGCCAGACAUAAUAAUCAGUGUCCAUCCCCUCAUGCAACACAUUCCUCUAUGGGUACUCAAAUGGCAAGGUCUGCAGAAUAGAGUAGUCUUCACGACCGUCAUCACCGACCUCAACACUUGCCACCCGACAUGGUUCCAUCCUAAUGUGAAUAGAUGUUACUGCCCAUCAGAAGAAGUAGCCAAGAGGGCAGCACUGGAUGACCUACAACCUUCUCAGAUCCGUGUGUUUGGUCUUCCUAUUCGACCAUCAUUCUGUCGUGCUGUUCUUGUUAAGGAUGAUUUGCGGAAGGAACUUGAAUUGGAUCCUGAGCUACCUGCAGUGUUGCUGAUGGGAGGUGGAGAGGGCAUGGGUCCUGUAAAGAAGACCGCAAAAGCCCUUGGAGAGGUAUUGUUUGACCAAGAGCUGGGAAAACCUAUCGGGCAGCUUGUUGUCAUCUGCGGUCGGAACAAAACACUGAGCUCCUCAUUGCAGGCUCUUGAAUGGAAAAUGCCAGUAAAGAUUAGGGGAUUUGAGACCCAAAUGGAGAAAUGGAUGGGGGCUUGUGAUUGCAUUAUAACCAAGGCUGGACCAGGUACCAUUGCUGAAGCUUUGAUUAGAGGGCUUCCUAUCAUCCUCAAUGACUUCAUACCUGGACAGGAAGUUGGGAAUGUCCCUUAUGUGGUGGACAACGGUGCAGGCGUGUUCUCCAAAAGUCCCAAGGAAACUGCCACGCUGGUUGCCCAUUGGUUCGGUCCAGGCAAGGAUGAGCACAAGAGAAUGUCAGAAAACGCAUUGAAACUGGCCCAGCCGGAAGCUGUGUUUGACAUCGUCAGAGACAUCCACGAGCUCUCUCAGGAGCAAGGGGUGAAAGCUCAGAUCUCCAGCUCGUUGACAUCAUCCUUCUUCAUAUCAUCUCCUGACAUAAACCCAAGCGAGAUCCUUCUUUGAAGCCUUGAAGCCGUGUACAUAGCUAGAGUUGCAACAUCUCUUUGCGCUUUGCAUAUGCCUACAGUGUUAUCCUUGAAAAGAAACGAGAAGGAAAGGAAAGGAAAAUCUGGCAAGUGAUGCAGCCUGUUUUUGUUUCAUCUGUUGCUGUGCGAUUCUGCUUCGGGUAGUUUCUAUGGGCUCGUUUGACUGACAACUGCUCCUGUGUAAUACCGUGUUCUUGUAAAUCUGUGAGAAAAAAUGAUUCGUUGAACACCAUUCUUUACCGUUCCCUCGUUGCACAGGGGGCGUCACUGGUUGGCUUGUAAAGCAAACUUCAGUUUUGUGGAUUGAAUUUGUUUUUUUACAUGUAAAUUAUGUUAGUGCGCCAUUGGGUCAGUGUAAGAAGUGUAUGAUAUGAUGGCAGAUGGUGUGAGUGGAACUCUUUGGUUUUGGUGAAGAUAGUGAGUGAUGUACAUAUA
This is a messenger RNA of Lolium rigidum, 1972 nucleotides long. Its product is annotated as probable monogalactosyldiacylglycerol synthase 3, chloroplastic. Lineage: Eukaryota; Viridiplantae; Streptophyta; Magnoliopsida; Poales; Poaceae. Gene Ontology annotation, molecular function: hexosyltransferase activity. Gene Ontology annotation, biological process: glycolipid biosynthetic process. The record is from RefSeq and is a predicted model, not a curated record.